Molecule: messenger RNA, 288 nt
Organism: Echinops telfairi (small Madagascar hedgehog)
Lineage: Eukaryota; Metazoa; Chordata; Mammalia; Afrosoricida; Tenrecidae
Gene: PYY
Product: peptide YY
Exons: 2
Coding region: 16-288 (90 amino acids)
Biological process (GO): neuropeptide signaling pathway; feeding behavior
Cellular component (GO): extracellular region
Molecular function (GO): neuropeptide Y receptor binding; neuropeptide hormone activity
Source: RefSeq, a predicted model, not a curated record
GUGCCGCCUCCCCAGAUGGUGUCGGGGCGCAGGCCGUGGGCCGCCGAGGUGACCGUGCUGCUGGGCCUGCUCGCCUGCCUGGGGGCCAUGGUGGGCGUGUACUCCGCUAAGCCCGAGCCCCCGGGUGAGGGCGCCUCCCCGGAGGAGCUCAGCCGCUACUACACCUUGCUGCGCCACUACCUUAACCAGCUCACCCGGCAGCGGUAUGGGAAAAGGGACAUUCCCGAAGCUCUCCUCUCCAAACUGCUGUACCCCGAGGACUCGGAGCGGCCUGUCGGGUCUCGGUAA